CAGCAACUUUGCUUUGUAACCACACACACACACGUAUUGCUCACGCCGGCUCCGGCAGAGUACACUGAAGCACAGUACCAUGGGAUCGAUGGGCAAUGUCCGAAUCCAGUCUCGCCGCAUGGUACGUCCGGAGCCAACGGCCUCGCGGCUGCCGGAGCCGGAGACGACCAUCCACCUGACGCCAUGGGAUCUCAAGCAUAUCACCGUGGAGCACAUCCAAAAGGGCGUCCUCCUGCCCAAGCCUCCCACCACCGGAGGGCACGUCGACGUGGAGCGUCUAGCUUCUUCCUUUGCGCGCGCCCUUGGCCGCUUCUACCCUUAUGCCGGACGACUCGCCGUCUCCGUCGCGCCUCACAGCCAGAGUCUCACCAUUUCGCUCCGCUGCAGCGGCGAGGGCGCCGAGUUCAUCCAGGCCGUGGCACCGGGCGUCACCGUCGCGGACGUCACCGCCUCGCUCGUCGUUCCGCGGGUGGUCUGGUCUUUCUUCCCGCUCGACACGCUGCUCGGUGCGGACGCCGCAGCGGGCACGCGCCCGGUCCUAGCGGCGCAGGUCACUGAGCUCGCCGACGGCGUCUUCAUCGCCCUCACGAUGAACCACGGCGUUGCAGAUGGGACGACAUUCUGGCACUUCUUCAACACCUGGUCCGAGCUAAGCCGUGCCGGCGACGAUGUCAUGAUCUCCACGCCGUUGCCGGUGUUCGACAGGAGUUUCCUCGGCAGCAGCUGCGCCGUCCCCAUCCCUCUACCCUUCGGGAAGCUGGAGGACGUCGUCGGCCAACGCGUACACGUGUUCCCGCCGGUGCAAGAAUGCUUCCUCCAUUUCUCCGCGGCAAGCGUAAAGGAGCUCAAGGCGAAAGCGAACGCCGAGGUGUCCAGCUCCGGCACCGAUAGCACCAUCUCCUCGCUGCAGGCAUUGCUCGCGCACCUGUGGCGCGCCGUGUGCCGAGCGCGGCAGCUCACGCCGGAGCAGGAGACAGCGUACAUUGUGCUUGUGGGAUUCCGUGGACGCGUUGGUGGCAUACCGGCAUCUUACGCAGGCAAUGCGGUGGGGAACGUCACUGCCAAGUCCACCGCCGGCGACAUCGUGGGCAAGGGCCUUGGCUGGGCGGCAUGGCUCCUGAAUCGAGCCGUGGCAUCAUGGGACGAAGCCAGCACUAGGGACAAGCUCGCGUCCUGGCCCCAGGAGCCUAGCUUCACUAGCCUGCCCGCGUUCGUGGCUGCCGUUCCCACGGGAACGUUCACCGGGAGCUCGCCGAGGUUUGACGUGUAUGGGAACGACUUCGGAUGGGGCGCGCCGGUGGCCGUGCGGAGCGGCUCGGGGAACAAGGUGGAUGGGAAGGUGACGGUGUAUGCAGGCCGAGGCGGUGGAGGGAGCAUGGCACUGGAGGUGUGCCUCGCUCCGGAGGCGCUCGCUAGGCUCGUCGCCGACGAGGAGUUCAUGAACGCAACCAGUACCGUUGAAUAAUGACUUACCGUGUCUCUCUUUUAGAUCAGUCAUCUACGUAGAUGGUUCAAGGUUCUAGCGAGCAAGCAACAUUAGUGCAAAGCCAAGUUCACUAGUCUUGCAGGUCAGCUGCAUGGGCGCUGGAGGUACGAAUCUGAGGCUGAUAUGCAUUAAAACCGGACGGAGCGUGUGGUUGCCCAGCAUACCUCGUUGUUACUGCUGCGAACCUAUUCAAGAAUGGCAAGUGAUCCUCGGAUUUCUGAUGCCUCUCAAGCCUACCAGAAUUUAGCUGCUACUGCUAGAAAAUUGCCUUCACUCAGCCUGUUUGUUUUCUCUUCCAUUGCUUCCCCUAUUCGGAAUAAGUAUUCAGUGAACUAGUAGUAGCCAACGCCAUAUUUGGGUCUGCUAUCUUUUAUAGCUUGGUUUGGGUAACAUGUCGCGGGUACAACACAAGAUUAUUAUUUCUCUGUCGUGGCCAUGGACGGGGGAGCCAGGGAGCAUGUGGCUCAUCUGAGAAAGAUAAAUACACAUGGUACCGGUUAAACGGUUAAGGGUAGUUGGUAGUAAUAGUUACUUUGGAAAUGCCACAUGCCCACGUCCGGCCAUAACUCUUAGGGCAUAAUGUGCUUUCCAUGCCCUGUUGGGUCAUCGUGAAGUCGGAGUUGCCGUGGAGGGGCCUUGGUGGUGACGAUGUCAUGAGAUGGAUGGCCUGGUGCGGGGCUGUUGGUUGGCGUGAGCUCUAUUUUUUCUGUUACAAAGUUCAUCACUAGAGUCAGAGUUGUCCGGUCGCUAGCAUUGGUGGCCGACUAUUUGGUAUGGAUCGUCAUGGGUUAGGGUACUAGCAUCUGUUGAAGCGACAACUUCGACGGUGGUUGUCUAUAGGGUGAAGUCAGGAGUCGUUGGCUCGUGAAGGACUGAAAACGAUGGCGCUGAAUGGCAACCUCGACGAUUGUCUUCUUUUUUCGAUGGUGUGUGCGGGGUUGUGUGCUUCAUGUGGGUAGCCAGGUUGUCUUGUGUGGCCCGGUUUGUGGGCAUCUGUGCUGGCUUUCGUCUGUUUUUUCUGUUUGUUAAGGGAUAAUUCUUUAAUUUUUUAUUAAUAAGAUGAGGUAAAGAUUAUGUCUCCA
This is a messenger RNA of Hordeum vulgare subsp. vulgare (domesticated barley), 2568 nucleotides long. RefSeq lists its product as uncharacterized. The transcript has a single exon. Lineage: Eukaryota; Viridiplantae; Streptophyta; Magnoliopsida; Poales; Poaceae. The record is from RefSeq and is a predicted model, not a curated record. The coding region runs from base 80 to 1465 and encodes 461 amino acids.